UCUCCACUCUUUCUAAUGCCCGGCCAAACUCCAUGGACUAAAGCAAACUUUCCAAACCUAAUUCCUCCAGCUAGAGCGGGGGGGAUAGGCUGUGUGUGGCGGAGAAGAAAUGGCGAUGGCGGCCAUCGCGCCAACCAGCUUGUUUGGAAGCGCGCUGGUCUCUCGUCGCGGCAAUCCAAGCUGCGCAGCUAUGGCGUUCCUCACAGCUAUGGCGUUCGUGGCAGCCGCUCCAUGCCGUGUGUUCGUGCGGCUUCUCCCAAGCUGAAAGGAAUAGAUCUUCCUAAAGAGAAUCCCAAGCUUCCAGUGGCGUUCUGGGGAUUCACAAGCACGGCCGAGUUGUGGAAUGCUCGUACUGCGAUGCUGGGCAUUGUCGGAAUGACGCUCGUGGAACUGAUCCUGGGAAGAGGCAUUUUGCAAACUUUUGGGAUUGAAGUCGGCAAAGGCCUCAAUCUUCCACUGUGAUUCUUGUGAUCUAUACCACUUCCAGGUCUUUCAACUUCCUGGCUAAAGCUAGAACGCUGGCAAAAACCAUAGUAACAUCGUGAUCGAGGAAA
This is a messenger RNA of Selaginella moellendorffii, 554 nucleotides long. RefSeq names its product light-harvesting complex-like protein OHP1, chloroplastic. Bases 16 to 462 code for a protein of 148 amino acids. NCBI's taxonomy places the organism in Eukaryota, Viridiplantae, Streptophyta, Lycopodiopsida, Selaginellales, Selaginellaceae. The record is from RefSeq and is a predicted model, not a curated record. The transcript is spliced from 4 exons.